This is a messenger RNA of Trichoplax adhaerens, 2214 nucleotides long. RefSeq lists its product as uncharacterized. Gene Ontology annotation, cellular component: endoplasmic reticulum membrane. Gene Ontology annotation, biological process: protein N-linked glycosylation; oligosaccharide metabolic process. Lineage: Eukaryota; Metazoa; Placozoa; Uniplacotomia; Trichoplacea; Trichoplacidae. The record is from RefSeq and is a predicted model, not a curated record. The transcript has a single exon. The coding region runs from base 1 to 2214 and encodes 737 amino acids. Gene Ontology annotation, molecular function: Glc3Man9GlcNAc2 oligosaccharide glucosidase activity.
AUGAAUCGUUUCUGGGGUUCUUACAGGCCACAAGUAUACUUCGGGAUGCGUCACAAAGGCCAGAAAUCGUUAAUUACAGGACUUAUGUGGUUUGCAAAUGACAAUACCAAUGGACAAAUUCAAAUACGCCACGAAUGCAGCAUGGCUGAUAAAUUACCAAAAUAUGGUUGGUAUUCCCACGACGGUUCCUCAUAUGGUCGACAGCAGAUCACUGAUUUUGGCUACGAGAUUAAAACUGAUUUUGUUACGAGAUCAAUUGGCGAUUAUGGGGGCGAUUGGAGUGUUAGAAUUUCUAGCUCUAUAUUACCUGGUAGCCCGAAAAAUAGAGAAAUAACCCUGAUAUUCUACGUAGGCCAAGAAGGUACAGGUGAACUAUUUCCAGAACUUGAUGAUGACUACAACUUUACUGGAAUAACAGGAAAUUCUAAUAGGUUAAAGAAUUUCAAAAUUGCUUUUCGCACUGCUAGUAGUUCGCAAAAUAUCAAACUCCGCCGUUAUCUAUCAACAAAUACACCCUACUUUUAUUCGAUGAAGGAAUUCGUUUCGGCUAACAUGCGACCUAUUAAAUCUGAAAGAAAUGUCCGUUACUACGGACUAUUUGACGGGAGACCCACAAAUGAUCCUACUAAAUCACUUGCUGAUAAUCUUAUACUGUACCAGGUAACUGGUAGAAUUCCGAUUGAGUUCGAAAUUAUCUACGAAUCACAAGCGGCCGAUAACGUCCGAGCUUACCCGGUCUUAGAUAAUGCAUUAACGCAUUUAAUUAAAACUCGACAAGAAGAAUUCAAUAAAAAGUUUGAAGAAAAAUUUAAACUUGGUGCAUCGGGAUUUAACAACGACUACAUUCAAUUUGGAAAGGCCGCGUUAAGCAGUACAUUAGGUGGUAUAGGAUAUUUUCAUGGAGAAUCUAAAGUCAUAUCUGAAUUUUUCAAAGAUGCCACAGACUAUUUUGAAGCACCAUUAUUAACUGGUACGCCGUCGAGAUCAUUUUUUCCUCGUGGAUUUCUGUGGGAUGAAGGCUUUCAUCAGUUGCUAAUAUGUAAAUGGGAUUUAGAUCUUUCAAUGGAAAUCAUUGCCUACUGGCUAGAUUUAAUUAAUGCCGAAGGGUGGAUUCCCCGAGAACAAAUACUAGGAGACGAAGCUCGCUCUAGAGUCCCAGCGAAGUUUAUCGUACAAAAUAAUCGAAUUGCUAAUCCUCCUACACUCAUGCUAGCUUUACACUCUAUUCAAAGUGAAUUAGAAGCAAAGAAUAAGAAACUCUCUAAAGAACACCGCCUCUAUUUUCAGUUAUUAUUUCCGAAGUUACAUGCAUGGUUUAACUGGUUUAACUCAACACAAAGGGGCAAUAUUCCUGGAACAUUCCGUUGGCAAGGUCGAAGUGAAGAAGCUGUUAAUGAACUUAACGCUAAGACUUUGGCUUCCGGUUUGGAUGAUUAUCCAAGAGCCUCGCAUCCUUCUGUAGCUGAAGCUCAUGUCGAUCUAAGAUGCUGGAUGACUGCGUUUGUCGGUUACAUGCACCAUUUAGCAGUCACGGUAGAUAAACGUAAAGAAGCAAUCUACUAUGCUCGCCAAUUUGUGUCCUUGUCUGAUGUUUUGGAAUUAGAUAGAUUACAUUGGUCGCCCCGGACUGAAACAUAUUGCGAUUAUGGAAAUCACACAAAAUAUGUUAAAUUAAAAAAGGUCUUGAAUGCUCAAGGUCAGGUGCUAUAUACAAGAAGAGUAGUCUCUUCUAAGAAAGGCCCAUCCUUACGAUUUGUUCACCAUUUCGGAUAUGUAAAUCUAUUUCCAUUCUUAAUGCAUUUACUGCCGGCGUCAUCUACUAAUUUGAAAAAAAUUUUGGAGGAUUUAAGCAAACCUGAGUUGUUAUGGACAGACUACGGGUUGCGAUCUUUAGCUAAGACUGAUACCUUUUAUUUUAAGUGGAAUACUGAAAGCGAUCCUCCCUACUGGCGUGGACCGAUUUGGAUUAAUAUGAACUUUUUAGUUGUUCGCGCCCUUCAUUUCUAUAGAAGUGUGAAGGGUCCUUACAAAGAAGUGGCUAAUGAUUUAUAUAUCAAAUUGCGCAACAAUGUGGUAAAUACUGUAUUCAAGGAAUAUCAACGAACUGGUUACUUUUGGGAAAAUUAUGAUCCUCAGACAGGAAAAGGCCAAGGUGCCCACCCGUUUAAUGGAUGGACGUCACUGGUGCUGUUGAUGAUGGCUGAAAAUUAUUAA